Messenger RNA from Eurytemora carolleeae, 988 nucleotides. RefSeq lists its product as uncharacterized. NCBI's taxonomy places the organism in Eukaryota, Metazoa, Arthropoda, Copepoda, Calanoida, Temoridae. The coding region runs from base 288 to 908 and encodes 206 amino acids. The record is from RefSeq and is a predicted model, not a curated record. The transcript is spliced from 9 exons.
CUAGAAAUUAGGUAUUUUUUAGAGCUGCAAUGACAUAUUAAAGGAUGAGAAAAACAAUUCUGAAACAAAUGAGAUUAACAUUUUUAUCACAUAAUAGAGAAUAUAUUUUCUACUUUGUGUUUUCUAUUCGAUACAUUUAAAAUAAAUAUCCCUGGUAACAGGAUAAUGAAAAAAUGGAAUAAUUGAUUGAGAAAACUGAUACAGAGACCUAGCCCAGUUUCCUACACAUUUAACGAGUUAAAACAAAACAAUCAAACAUUAUCAUUCUUCGUAAAAAUUCUAAAAAAAUGAUAAUUUAUAAAAUGAUUAUUUUUCUGAAUAUGUGUUGUGUAAUUCCAAUUAAAAGUGAAAAUAGUAGAAUUGAAAAAGUUGCAGGAGGAACUAUUCUUGGUCAGUAUCUGGAGGCGAAGGAGUAUAUAGAUAGCUGGAUCAGGCAAAAAAGGGAGUGCAUAGAACUGCUUGGAAGAACGGUGUGCCAUGCGGACUGGUGGACCCCUGAAAGGCCAAAUGGACGUACCUUUAGAUCUGGUUCCUGGAUUAUUGAUAACUGCAAUAUCUGUUAUUGUGCCAAGGGUGUGAUUCACUGCGAUGAUUUUACUCAGGAUAAUCAUCCAAACUGCUACAAAAACGACUCAUCAAGUGAAGAAAGGAAGGAUGAAGAUGGUUCUAAUCCAAUAAAUGAAUCUGAAAAAGAUGAUUUAGAUAGAGAUGGAAACAAGAAGGAAACCAAACAACAAAUAAUGAUCCAAAGGGAAGGAUCGUGUAAUUUCCUUGAAGAAGGAAGAAGGAUAGAGAGAGAGGAAGGUGAAGUAUGGAAUAAAAAACAGAAAGUAGACAUUGUUGUUACCGAUGUUAUAGAGGUUCGAUGCACAUGCUGUCAUGGAGUUGUCAUAUGUUCUGUAGAUUGAAGUCAAGAAUAAUUAAAACUUUUCAGAACUUCAAAAAUCAAUAAAUCAUUUAAUAUUAUAUUUGUAAUUGUGACUAUUGU